This is a messenger RNA of Medicago truncatula (barrel medic), 977 nucleotides long. RefSeq lists its product as uncharacterized. The coding region runs from base 107 to 736 and encodes 209 amino acids. The record is from RefSeq and is a predicted model, not a curated record. The transcript has 2 exons. Gene Ontology annotation, molecular function: ADP binding. NCBI's taxonomy places the organism in Eukaryota, Viridiplantae, Streptophyta, Magnoliopsida, Fabales, Fabaceae.
GACAAUGAGGGAGUAGAAGUAGUUUUGAUGGAGACUUGUAAACAUAGUCAACCAAACCAAUGAACUGUUUCCAUUUUCCCCCAUUAUAAAUGUACUAAACUGAAAUAUGGAGAAAUUGAAGCUUUCUGAGGUAUCAGAUCUAAUGGAACCUUCAGUUGGAGGCUGCUCUUCACCCCGUUUGCAGUAUGCUCUUAUGGCGGACAAUCGCAUUCCCAACAUGGAUGAUAGGGUUAAGGACCAGAUUAUGGAUGCACUAAGAGUGAGAGACCAAGGAGAAAACAUAAUUGGAUUAUGCGGGCCAGAUGAAAGAGUCAAGGCUUCUGUCACAACCGUUAUGAGAAGAUCUGAGAGAGAUCAAUUGUUCGAAAAGAUUGUCACAGCAACCGUGACGAAGAAGCCAGACAUUACACAGAUUCAAACACAAAUUGGUGAUGCAAUAUGUCUGAAUUUUGAUGAUAAGAUUGAUCUAGCUGAAUCAUCCUGUUGCAUGUCUUACGGUAAUAACAAAAGAAUAAGAACUGCAGAAAGAGCUCUUCUACUGUGUGCUAAGAUGAAGGAGCUGCAAACAGUCCUAGUUGUAAUGUAUGAUCUCCAUGGUAGACUUGAUUUAAGUGAAAUUGGUAUGCCCUUUGGUGAAGAUCAUAAGGGUUGCAAGAUAUUGCUGACAUCUACAAAUUUGGAGGUUUUAUCCAAAGAAAUGAAGGUUCAUAAAUUGAUACAAUUGUCAGAGACAUGAAAUGAAUCUCUUCUUACUAGAGCGUUUGAAGCAGAGAUGAUGAAAAUCUGAAGUCGAAACAUGAACAUAGUUUGGACUUUGGAAAACAUCACCUUGGAGAGAUUAGAGAUUGACAAGGGCUUGGUACGGUAUAGAUGAAUUAAGACUUUGUUUUUUCUAUUAGUUGCCUGUGCUUGUAAUUCUAAGAUAUGACUGAUUCAGAUAAUAAUAAUAAUAACUGUCAUAAUGUGAUGUGUGGUAA